This is a messenger RNA of Mercurialis annua (annual mercury), 480 nucleotides long. RefSeq lists its product as uncharacterized. The record is from RefSeq and is a predicted model, not a curated record. Lineage: Eukaryota; Viridiplantae; Streptophyta; Magnoliopsida; Malpighiales; Euphorbiaceae. The coding region runs from base 1 to 480 and encodes 159 amino acids. The transcript has a single exon.
AUGAGAGAAGGACGGAAACGAUUGAGAGCCGAAGUAAUGCAAGUGGCUGAGCAGGCCGGAAGAAAAGGGGAAAUAACAAAGGUAAUCAUCUUCUCUACAGACGACGGAACGCACGUAAAAGGGCCACAUAACGAUGCGUUGGUGGGGGAAGCGAUCAUCAACAACUUCCUAGCGAUAAAGCUGCUAGUAGAUGAGGGAAGUGCAGUAAAUCUGAUGACAUGGGAAACAUACAAAAGGAUCGGGGGAGAACUCGGAAAACUCAAACACUGUCCGGUGCUGAUGAUGGGACUCGGAGGAACUCCCAUCCAACCUAGAGGGUUGGCAGAGAUGAUUAUAGAGUUCGGAAGGGGAGAAAAAGAGACAAAGGAAGUCAAAACAUUGUUUUCGGUCGUGGACAUGCCACUUUCCUAUAACGGAAUACUGGGGAGGCCAUUCCUGUACGACUCCGGAGCAAUCACUAUAGCAUCUGCUACCCGAUAA